CCUGUUUACCUUUCUUGUCAGCCCAUUUUUUCUCAUAAGUCACUACUAUACAAUCACCAGCCAUUAGCUGGAGCUGCAAAUGCUUCGAGUGAGGGGGUGGUGUCAAUUAUCAAUAUUGAAGAUUUCAAUGAAAAAGAUUGGUCAUUUCUUGAUUCAGAUGAGUUAAAUUCUGAUCAAGCUAAACAGAAUAUCGAACGCAUCACAUCCACUGGAAAUAUAUCGGACACUUCUAGGGUUCUAGUUUCGGUCGGUUCGGAAGGAUUUGUGGAUUAUCUAGUUGAAUCUUCACCUACCCAAUUGUUGCUUGUAGUCCAUGAUUCUAUAUUUGUGUUAGCCAUGAUUAAAGAAAAAUAUGAUGAGGUUAACUGUUGGCAAGGGGAAUUGAUUUAUGUGCCUGAGAAAUGGUCGCCAUUGGAUGUUGUAUUUCUUUAUUUCCUGCCUGCUGUGCCUUUCGAACUCGAUCAGAUCUUUGCAGCAAUGGCUAAACGUUGUUCAUCAGGUGCAAGAGUGGUGAUUAGCUAUCCCCUAGGAAGGGAAAAGCUAGAGCAGCAACGGAAACAGUUCCCUGACCUUAUAAUCGGAAACUUGCCGGAGAAAAAGCCGUUACAGAAAGUUGCAGCUGAUCAUUCCUUUGAGAUUACUGAAUUUAUAGAUGACCCUGGAUUUUAUCUUGCUGUUUUGAAAUUUUCCGAACAGUUAACUUUUUUCUUUUUGGAUUUGUGCCUAGAACUAUGGUCUUCAUUGUUGAAUCAAAUCUUUGGGGUUUUACAGAUUGUGGUUCCCAGGUGAAAUUUGAACUCCUCC
Molecule: messenger RNA, 804 nt
Organism: Hibiscus syriacus
Lineage: Eukaryota; Viridiplantae; Streptophyta; Magnoliopsida; Malvales; Malvaceae
Exons: 2
Source: RefSeq, a predicted model, not a curated record